Messenger RNA from Tilletiaria anomala UBC 951, 1587 nucleotides. RefSeq lists its product as uncharacterized. NCBI's taxonomy places the organism in Eukaryota, Fungi, Basidiomycota, Exobasidiomycetes, Georgefischeriales, Tilletiariaceae. Gene Ontology annotation, biological process: DNA replication; DNA damage response. The coding region runs from base 303 to 1421 and encodes 372 amino acids. Gene Ontology annotation, cellular component: nucleus. Gene Ontology annotation, molecular function: double-stranded DNA binding. The transcript has a single exon. The record is from RefSeq and is a predicted model, not a curated record.
AACAACGCCCGUCCAUGCUCGUCACUGUUGCAGUGACGCACUACAGACACCAUCGACCGUCCAACUUGUUGCAUCUUGCGUGGUUUCAUUUUAUUUCCCUUUCCGAUCCCGCAGUCUGGUGUUCUCCGCAGGAGAACGGCUGUCGGCGUGUUGCGCAGCGCCUGUAUCGACUUGCACCUCCUCAUCGGCGUAUCCGACCUACAUUCCUUACAUUCCCAUCCACCGUGUCUAGUCUGCUCAUCACGCUUUGAGCGCUUGCAAGGACCUUUAGGAUUGCUUGAAUAGCUGCCAAUUCAUUCAAUAUGCCGAAAGCAGAGGCUGGCACGGCGAAGCAUUUCGCCAACCAGCAGAAAGCCAAAGGGCUCACGCGUCUGCGCUUCUACUGCCAGGUCUGCGAGAAGCCAUGUAGGGAUGAGAACGGGUACAAGUGUCACAUCGAGUCGGAGAGCCACAUGCGGCGGCUGCAGGCGAUUACCGGCAGCAAGGGCGAGCUGGCGGGCAAGGUGAUCGACGGCUUUAGCCAGCAGUUCCAAGAUGCGUUCGUCAGCCUGCUCAGCAGGCGCUACGGCACGCGCCGCAUCAAGGCCAACACGGUGUACAAUGAGUACAUCCAAGAGCGCCAUCACCUUCACAUGAACGCCACGCGUUGGCUCUCCCUGACUGAGUUCUGCAAGCACCUCGGCCGCGAGGGCAUCGUCAAGGUGGAGGAGGACGAGCAAAUCCCCGGCACGUGGUUCCUCUCAUGGGUCGACAACAGCCCCGGUGCGCUCGCAAGGCAAGAUGCAUUGAUGAAGCUAGAGCGCGCCAAGCUUGACGAUGAGAGCCGUCAGCGCCGCUUUCUCGAGGAGCAGAUCCGCAAGGCGCACGAGGCAGCAGAGGGGAACAGCCAAGGGACCAGUGCUGCGGGAGCGGGGGCGGGUCCGCAAGAAAGCAUGCUCAUGAGAGACGAAAAUGCCAAGCCGAUCAAAAUCGGCUUUGGCACCAAGCUCAAACCACCCAGUCCGCCAGAUGACAAGGAACGCGAUAACGCAGCCCCAGCGGUAGCAGCGAAUGGCGAUGCGAGCAGCAGUAGCAACCCUCUUUCGGCAAGCGCACUGGUCCUACCCUCGGCGGACGCACCCUCGGCACCAGGGUCAGGAUUAGGGUUUAAGCUUGGCAUGGGCCUUAGAGCAGCUAGCAAGUCCACUGCACCCGCAGCCGGAUUCAAUGCGUUGAAAGCCGCCUCUUCCAAGCAUUCUGCGGCUGCGCCGCUGCCUACCAGCUUCGGUGCAAGCGCAUCGGCGGGGGCGACAUCUACUAAAGCGCCGCAGCGGGCAUCGAUCGUGGACCAAAUCAUCAUGGACGAGAUGGAGAAGAAAAGACGGAAGGAAGAACGAGAGCGAGAGCGGGACCGAGGGCAGCCGAAGCGCAUGCGACUAUGACGGAGGUUCAUCUUCCUGUAUCCUGAUCCACCUCCUCUCGCUCUUGCCCCCUUUCCCUUUUUGGACCCGCGCAUGUGCUGGGCCGCUUUUCUUGGGCUCCAACGGCGACGCAAUAAGGACCCUGUGUGUAUUUGUACAAAGUUGCAUUCAAAGCAUUCCAUCUCAC